GGAUAUUUUUCGUUUGGGAGUCCUUGAAGGCAUCACUUGGGCUUUAAUCUUGUGAUGCUCAAAAUUUAAUAUAAUACAGUAGUGUGAAGAAAUUCAGCCUGUGAGCAAUUAAAGUUACUCUGCUAAAGAUGACUGUAUUGUAUUUCUAUAAUUUCAACUACCAAGCAGUUAAUGAAGCAGUUAAAGAUGCAGCUGAGGGAUAUUUGUCAGUAAUAAUCCAAUAUUUUUAAUAUGAUAUCAAAAAAACAUGAUCAUAAAACACUUAAAUCCUAUUUUAACGUUUGAAAGACUCACUUAAACACUCUUCACUGGUAAUUCACGACACUGAUUCCAUGAUGUUCAGAUGAAUAUUCUGUAUAUUUAUUCCUCUAAUCGUCUUAAGUCCUAUUUUCUAAAACAAUACUCUAUUUAUUUGGUUAAUUUGCCAGAACAAUCUGCAGUUCAUCUCCUCUAAUUUCUGCUUCAUUAUAACAGAUUAUUAAUUGAUGUUAAUUGAUGCUUUGUUUUAAAGACAGUCCCGCGUUGUUUCCUCUGAUAAUCGUCUGAACAAUCACGUCUACAGUCGCCAGCAGACUAUCUGUUGUUGUAUCUCGGUCUAAAUCUCAUUAACGAGUCUCUCUCCACACUGACACCGCGCUCAUCCAAUGGCUGUGUGGAAUCCACCGACUGUCCAAUGGCGGCCCGGUGUGAGCUGACGCCGUGCGCCUAUUGGCGGAGAGAGUGCCGUGUGGGUUCAGUCUGCCGAUGCCUUUCCUCCGGUCAAGGUUGGACUCGCAGUGAUCGCGGUAGGACGCGACUGGAGCGACGUUUACGCACCGACAGAGCAGCAGCCCGACCAGCCGAGACUCCGCUGUAACUUCUGCCUGAUUGUGUUUUCGGGGGAAAAUCUCUCAGCUCGCACCUGGCAGCCAUGGAUGAAAUGGAGGAAGAGUUAAAAUGCCCCGUUUGCGGCUCUUUUUUCCGGGAGCCCAUCAUCCUGCCGUGCUCCCACAACAUUUGCCUGGCUUGUGCUCGGAAUAUCCUUGUGCAGACCCCCGACGCCGAGUCCCCGCAGAGCAGCCGAGCCUCCGGAUCCGGCGUCUCCGACUAUGACUACCUGGAUUUGGAUAAAAUGAGUUUGUACAGUGAGGCGGACAGUGGAUACGGCUCCUAUGGGGGCUUCGUGAGCGCUCCCACCACCCCGUGCCAAAAAUCACCGAACGGGGUGCGAGUUUUCCCCCCGACCGUCCCCCAGCCUCCUCCGCAGCAGCAGCACCUGCUCCCGCAGCCCGGCUCUUUGCCCCCGAUCCCCCGCAACUCCUGCAUCACCUGCCCGCAGUGUCACCGCAGCCUGAUCCUGGACGACCGGGGGCUCCGCGGAUUCCCCAAGAACCGGGUGCUGGAGGGGGUCGUGGACAGGUACCAGCAGAGCAAAGCGGCCGCGCUCAAGUGUCAGCUGUGCGAGAAGAGUCCGAAGGAGGCCACGGUGAUGUGCGAGCAGUGCGACGUCUUCUACUGUGACCCGUGCCGCCUGCGGUGCCAUCCUCCCCGCGGUCCCCUCGCCAAGCAUCGCCUGGUUCCGCCGGCGCAGGGGCGGAUAAGUCGCCGCGCAAGCCCCCGCAAAAUCUCCACUUGCACAGAGCACGAACUGGAGAAUCUAAGCAUGUACUGUGUGCAGUGUAAGACGCCCGUGUGUUAUCAGUGCCUGGAGGAGGGGAAACACGGCACGCAUGAAGUGAAAGCUUUGGGCGCGAUGUGGAAACUGCACAAGGGUCAGCUGUCUCAGGCGCUCAACGGCCUGUCAGACCGAGCCACCGAAGCCAAGGAGUUCCUGGUCCAGCUGAGGAACAGCGUGCAGCACAUCCAGGAGAACGGCGUGGAGUUCGAGGCCUGUCUGGUGGCGCAGUGCGACGCCCUCAUCGACGCCUUGAACCGACGCAAGGCCCAGCUGCUGGCCCGGGUCAACAAGGAGCACGAACACAAACUGAAGGUCGUCCGGGAUCAGAUCUCGCACUGUACGGUGAAGCUGCGUCAGACCACGGGACUGAUGGAGUACUGCCUGGAGGUCAUCAAGGAGAACGACCCCAGCGGAUUUCUGCAGAUCUCUGACGCUUUGAUCCGGAGGGUCCACAUGACGGAGGGCCAGUGGGGGAAGGGGACCCUCACCCCCAGGAUGACCAGCGACUUUGACCUCACUCUGGACAGUGGACCCCUCCUGCAGACGAUCCACCAGCUGGACUUUGUCCAGAUGAAAGUCCCAGCUGCUCCGAUGCUCCAACUGGAGGAAUGCUGCACUCAGAACAACAGCGCCACGUUGUCAUGGAAACAGCCGCCGCUCUCCACCAUCACCGUGGACGGGUACAUCCUGGAGCUGGACGACGGGAACGGGGGUCCGUUCAGGGAAGUGUACGUGGGGACGGAGACCAUCUGCACGGUGGACGGGCUCCACUUCAACAGCACGUACAAGUCCAGAGUGAAGGCCUUCAACGCCAGCGGAGUGGGCCAGUACAGCAAGACCCUGAUCAUGCAGACCUCUGAGAUCGCCUGGUUCACCUUCGACCCCGCCUCCGCUCACCCGGACAUCAUCCUCUCCAACGACAACCUGACGGUGACGUGCAACAGCUACGACGACAGGGUGGUGCUGGGCAACUCCGCUUUCUCCCGCGGCGUUCAUUACUGGGAAAUGACCAUCGACCGCUACGACAACCACCCGGACCCGGCCUUCGGGAUCGCCCGGGGUGACGUCCUGAAGGACGUGAUGCUGGGGAAGGACGACAAGGCCUGGGCCAUGUACGUGGACAACAACCGCUCCUGGUUCAUGCACAACAACUCGCACACCAACAGGACGGACGGCGGCAUCAGCAAAGGUUCUACGAUCGGGGUCCUGCUGGACUUCUCGCGCGGGAUCGUCAUCUUCCUCAUCAACGAUGAGCAGCAGGGUCCGGUGGCUUUCGAAGGCUUGGAGGGCGUCUACUACCCGGCCAUCAGCAUCAACCGAAAUGUCCAGGUUACACUGCACACUGGACUACCCAUCCCUGAUUUCUACACUCCGGGGGAGGCAGAUCCCGCUGGCUCUGUGUGCUGAAGACUGACAACCACCUACACCCGGCUGGGGAAAACCUCUCCAGGAUUUCCCAGGGUGCAUCCUGCCAGUCAAUAAACUAUGACCCCACUCUCUCCCUCCCCACCUCCUCUUGUCCCCCUGACCGACUGACCCCACGACUCUCUGUAACAGGCCCCAUCCAGCGCUGAGCCAUGCCGACACCAUGCCUAAACCUUGGACACAUGGACCAUCCGCAGGACAAUGUCAGAAUGUACAGCGCUUUGCAAUCUGUACCUGGUGUUUUGACAUACCGAUAGUGGAGGAGGGUGGAGAAUAAUUAUGAUCUCAAGCUGACGGACUUGAAAUUAUGUGUCGUGAUCAUAAUAUGUGCUUAAAGGUGCAAAAUGUAAGAACUGACCACCAACUCCAAACAUACAGGGGACGGCAAAUCACCAGAGUAACUGCUACCUGCUGCUAGCUGUGUUCUGUUCAUGGGCUACAUCCAUGACUGUAGCUACUGUUAGCUUGUUAGCUCAGUUAGCCGUGCAGCUAGUGGGACCAGUGGCGGAGUGCUGGUGGAGCAUUGGACCGCUGGGAGAAAGAGGUUUUUGGUCCCAGGGCUGACUGAUUAGCAUGCUAACGUCAGUAGAUAUCUCUGCAACACGAAACAAAAAUAUCUUUGACAUAUUUCAUUUUGUUAAUAAUUUUAGUUCAUGUUUGAGUGUUUGAAACUGAAUAUUUCUAGGGGAAUGACACCAUUCCCAUGUCUGUAUCUAAAAUAUGAAGCAACCCGUUAGCGGUCAGUUCGCUUAGCUUAGCAUAAAGAUAGGAAACAGCUAGUCUGGCUCUGUCUCAAGGUAUAAAAUGUGUCUACCAACACCUCAAAAGCUGAAUUAUUAAACAUGCAUAUCUAAUUUGUUUAAAAUGUACAAAUGUUCUGGUUUUACAAGCACAAAGAAAAGUAUAUGUAGGUGCCGACAGGCCCAUUUUGUUACCUUAGCAUGCACCUGGCUAGCUGUUUCCCCUUGUUUCAAGUCAUUAAGCUAAGCUAAACAAACCACCUGAUGGAUGUAGCUUCAUAUUAAGCAUAAAGCCAUUAAAGAGGUGUCGCUCCUCUUAUCAAAACUCUCAGCAUUAAAGAAAGAAGCACAUUUCCUAAAAGGAAAUACGUUUUUUUUUUUUUUUGUAAAAAAAGUAGCCAACUUUCAGUUCACUAUAUCUUAUCCUUUCUUGCAAAACACAACAUUCUCUACAUUUCUGUUCCUGCUGUGAUCCCUUACACAUUUAAGUCAUCAGGGGGUCAUGAGAGAUGGUCUUGUAUGGGAGGGGUGGGGGGGGGUUGAGACGGGUCAGCAGCCACAACGAUCCCUGGACAAGAGCAAUAGUCCGACUCUCAGCCGCCUCACUGUCGUAUUCUCGUCCGUGUACAUGAGACGCUUUUCAUAGUGGCUUAGCUCAUGUGACCCUUCUGUAUCGUCUUUAAAAAAAAAAAAGUACUAAUAAUACAGCAUCAGCGUGUUAUAUGCUACUGGAAGCGAGGCCUUAGCGCAGCCUUUCUCUGUGGUGCAGCUCUACAAAAACCGAUGGGGCAGGUUUUUGGUUCUAAUGUAUCAUAAAAGCUUAGAUUCUGUGUAUUGAUGAGUGUUGAAAAGUGGGUUAAAGACUGUGAAGCUUCUUGAAUAAGGUGCUACAGCAGCUCGCUUCAUUCUGGCUUUUUUUACCGUAGGUGACUGAAUCCUGGUAGUUUUGUAACAUUGUUAUUGAAAUGAUCUAUCGCAGAGAGGUGUGUAUAGCUAAAUAAGUUAUUGAUGUUCAGAGUUUUUCAAUGAGAAUUCUUCAUUGUUCCUUUAUUUGAUGUAUAGUUAUUACCGGAAGAACGAAACUGAAUCUUUUUUGUCGCUUUAAAAAAAAAAGAGAAAAAAAAUGUAGUUUUGGAGUUUGUUCAUGAACCGAAGAGGCUUUUACAGUAAUCGCGAGAACAAGUUUAUGUCCUGCUAAAGCAACAGGAAAGGUGAUGAUGCACUGGGAUGUUUCUGUCACAUCGAAUUUGGGCAACAGCCUCCUCAACAUGCAACAACAUGAAACAGGAUGUUUUUCCAAGGCUAAGCCAUGCCAGCAGUGCACGAGGUACAGCAGUGCUUUGAGCUGCUAACGCUAAUACUAGCAUGCUAACAUGCUUACAUUGAAAUCGCUAAAAUUGUUCAUGUUUUGCAGGUGUAAUCUCUACCAUGUUCACCUUCGUACUUUAGCAUGCUAACAAAUGCUAAUAAAUGUACCCAAAAGGCAUUUUGCAACCUGAAAAAAAAUGUAGCGGAGUAAAAUAAGUACAGUAUGCUUGAAAAAUGUGGAGUAAAAGUAUAAAGCACCAGAAAAUUGUGCUGUACUAGUGCGAACAUGGUUAUGGCUAAUAUCAAGCAUGAAUAAAGGUUACUAUUAAUAUUCCACUUAGCCUGUUAGCAUGCUAACAUUUGCUAGUUAGCACAAAGCUCAACUGAGGCUGACGGGAAGGUCUGUAGUCUCAGAAGAAACCAAAGUAUUGGACAAAUUAAAGUGUUUUGUCCUCACAAAUUAAGUCAUCACCAAAGUCACUACAGUGAAUCCUGAGGGGAACAUGAAUGUCUUUACCAAACUUCACAGCGAUCCAUCCAACAGCUGUUGAGACAUCUAGAUAAAAAAACACAAAUGUGAACUUCAGGAUGGUGCUUGGUGCAAAAGUCAUCAGGAUUCAUCCUGUCAGUACAGCAUUAUAUGCCAAUCCAAGAAGUAGGAAUUGAGAUAGUGUUGAUAUUGUUAUAGUUGAUAAGCUGCUGGCAUGGCUAAAAAUGUUUUCUGGUAACAGGAACUUAAAGCCAAAAUGUUCGAGGAAGUUGUCGCACCUCAAGUUGCCCUAAAAUCGUUCCCAGUGCAUCACCGCUCUGAGACGUACGGUAAACGUGUCUAGCAUUCACAUGAGGUGCUAUCCUGUGUUUCAGCUUCAUGGGUGUGCCUUUUCCCUCCUUCACUACCCAAAAGAUUUACUAAAAACUUUGCUACAAACUAGAUUCAUCGCUUCAGCAGAGUCGACUGUAACAUCUGUGAUGCCUGACUUCACCUGCUGCUACGUAUUUUUUUUUCUAUCAGCAAAAGUGCAAACUCAACAGUAGUCAUGUUUGUUAUUGAUACAACAACCGCAGUAUUGAAGGGAGCGUUACAGUCUGGUAUGACAACUUUUCUAACACCUUUCUUUCCUCUCUCGUCCCUCCGGGGAGUAUUGAUUGUGAAUCCUCUGGGACUGAUGGCUGCUCACUUGGAUGCUAAAAUGGAUGCUAACAGUGACCUAUAUAGAUUUCAGUAUGUUAUGUGCAUGUGUGCUGACGAUGAUAAACAAAAACCAGACCACUGCAGUGAUCAGCACGUUGCACGGCCUUUCCUGCAAGGCUGGAUUCAAGCUUCGAUUUAUGCAACAUUUAAUUGGUGUUUUUUUUUUUUCCAAGGUGAGCCUUUUGUCCGGCCGUAAUUAUAAUACGAGACCACAAAAGCGGCUCAUUCAGCCGAGGGUCACUGAGAGAGCCGGAGCUUCUUUUGACUCAUGCUGAGACAAGAGCAGCCUUUAUCACAGCGUUACACAACCUCAGAUUCCAGGACAAAUAAACAAAAUGGCUUUAAUUCAGCAAAAACAGUUCAUUAAAGGGAUUUUUCCUUAUGUCCGAGAGAAGCUGACACACACUUUAGUUUACAAAUUCAUCCUCUCAUGAGUGAGUAUGUGAAGUUAACCGAACUUCUCUGACGGAAAAACAACAUUUCUGACGUUAAAACUGUGUGAUUGUAACAUUUAUUUGUUUCUAAACCAGCCAAAUACACUUAAAUGAUAUCGAACUAGAGACCCGGGGAUGAUUUUAAAGUCUAUGAUACAGCCUCGUCAAACUUUUAUUAAUUAUUAAAAAUGUACUCACAGUCGCUGGGCGACACUGGGUGCUACAUCUCCAAAUGUACAUACAUAUAUGUGUGUGUGUGUGUGUGAGUGUGUGAGGGUGUGUGUUACCUGCAUUAUAACCUCAUUUUAACUCCAAAGUGAUUCUUUUUAUUUGCCCUGUUUGAUCCGCGGUGGAAUGUCAUCACUCGAUAUUAUUAUUUUACAGUGAAACUGAAAUAUGUCUAUGGAAGAAUUUUAUGAAUAUAAAAUGAACGUGGCUACGACUAUGAUUUUAACACGGUAUGAUUAUUAUGGUUGUUAUGAUUAUAUGUCUUACCAUUACCAUAUUACUGCUAUUAUUAUGAUGAUCUGAAGUGUAAUAUGAGCCUCUGUGUUUUUGUAUGUGUGAAUAUUCAAUAAAUAGGUGUCAACAAGG
Molecule: messenger RNA, 7350 nt
Organism: Acanthopagrus latus (yellowfin seabream)
Lineage: Eukaryota; Metazoa; Chordata; Actinopteri; Spariformes; Sparidae
Gene: trim9
Product: tripartite motif containing 9
Exons: 10
Coding region: 911-3064 (717 amino acids)
Molecular function (GO): zinc ion binding; protein binding
Source: RefSeq, a predicted model, not a curated record